Molecule: messenger RNA, 501 nt
Organism: Fomitiporia mediterranea MF3/22
Lineage: Eukaryota; Fungi; Basidiomycota; Agaricomycetes; Hymenochaetales; Hymenochaetaceae
Exons: 4
Source: RefSeq, a predicted model, not a curated record
AAAAACUUAGGGGAUAUUGUCUGGGGGCUGCUAGAAUCUUAUGAUAUCCAAGAAAAGUUGGUUACUGUCAUGUCUGAUAAUGCUUCCAACAAUGACACGAUGAUGGAGACUAUUGAGACACACAUGACGGCUAAGGGGAUCUUGUUCUCUGCUGAGGAGGCACAUCUUAGGUGUAUGCCUCAUACUAUUCACUUAGUGGCACUAAAGCUACUCAAUGCAAUUGGUGCUUUGAAGAGCACUAAUUGUAGAACAAGCAACUAUCAGGAGUCUGUUUCUGCUCCUCUGGAUCCUGAUUACGAUAAUUUGGAAGCUAGCCAGAAUGAUAACGUCAACAAUACUCUCACAGAUAGCAGCAAUACAUCAUACUCAUUGCGAAAGAUUGUGUAUACAGUCUGGUCAUCUGCUCAGCAACAAAAAGCAUGGCUUGCCAAGGCAGCAAAGUACAAUAGUAAUCCAGAGCAGCCAGGCAUAGCUCUAAUGCUCAUCCUUGACGUUAAGACU